This is a messenger RNA of Parnassius apollo (apollo), 3486 nucleotides long. The record is from the annotation of a GenBank genome assembly. NCBI's taxonomy places the organism in Eukaryota, Metazoa, Arthropoda, Insecta, Lepidoptera, Papilionidae.
AUGGAAAAUGGCCAUGAACACGAACCAUUUGAAGUGGAUGUAAACUCUGUCAGAAAACUGAAUCAAUGUACACCAAGACGAGCUUUAGAACAUUUAGACAAAUUUGGACAAGGAUUGGGGAAAGUUAGUCAAUUAGUUGGACGCAGAUUGGACAAUCAAACCGCGCUUGAUAGAAUAACGUUUGAAAGUGAGAGAUUCAUAGGUAGUCAAAGCGAAACAUCAUCUAGAAGAAACAGUGACGACGGUGGAAGAGCUAAAAAAGAAAAUUUGCGAGAAGAUGGCACGUGCUCCGAGCCAGUUACAGCGAACGUAACUAACCACAACGUUUGGACCGACUUCAAUAGCUCAACAUCUACGACGAGGACUGAAUUAAGUGCGUCCGACAACGGUAUUGAAGAACAACAAAACAGACUUCGUCGUCGGAGCCAUGAAGCAUCGUUGCCGGGAACUCCGCUGCAUAUUGAAAUACCAUGGAAGUCAUAUGACAAUAUUGCACCUGAAUCGAACUUUGGAACAUCGCUUGCUGAUAUCAUGGAAAGUCCAGUAAUUAAGGUCAACCUCAGAGAAGAUAUUAAAUCGAACUCACGUGAUAGUUCAGAGGAGCGACGAUUUCGUGGCUGGAGACUUGUGAAGAAUGUCACUUCAGCUGCAGGAGCUUUUUCUCCUAAGUUCAAGAACGAGUCUUCUACGCUACCUAGUACUCCACUGCCUAGUCUUCAGUCUAAAUCAAACAGCAAAAAUUCUGAUUACUCGAGAGGUGGGAGAAAAGAUUCACUACCAAAAUAUUCAAAUGAAAAAGAAGAAAAUAUAGGAGAAACCAGUCCCGAAGGUCUGGAUCCGGAUUCAUUAAUGUUCAGGGAUGGAAGACGACGCAUAGAUAUGGUUUUAGCUUACGAAGAGGAAGACUAUGGAGUAAUGACUGAGGCCGAAGCAAAAAAAAGAGAUCACAGGAGAAUAUUUCAAGAAAAUCUAAUUAAAGAAGGCUUAGAAUUAGAAUUAGAAAAUAAAUGUCUGUCAUUUGAUGAAAAAACAUGGUUUCUGAAAGUUCAUAUACCGUGGAAGACUGAAAUGAGACUGGCGGAAGUAAUAGGAAUGAAAUUACCAACAAGAAGAUUUAUAACUAUAUCAGCGAGAGCGUGGUCCGAUGAGAAAUUAGCAGAGAAAGAAAGAAAAUGGUACUCGAAAUGGCGGAGAAGGUGGAAGGAAAUGUAUGAGUAUGAGCACAGUCGAAUAGAACCAGAACCCUCAUUUUAUGAUGCGACGGAACAGAAGGGAAUACGAAGAGAAGAACAAUUUCUAGUAAAAGAUCGUCACACACAAUUUUCUCCAGCACAACGCAGUUUAUUGGUUAUGCAAAUUUUACUUCGAGCAAAAUAUGACAGUACAGAAACUAAGAUGGGAAUCCGAAGAUUACUCAAUGAUGGUACUUAUCUUGCAUGUUUUCCGCUUCACGAGGGUCGGUAUGAUGCUGAUAAUCCUGAUGGGUCUACUACUGAUAGAAGACUUCUCUAUCUCGAAUGGGCGAGACCUAGCAAAUGGUACAAGAAACAGCCACUGUGGUUAGUCCGGCGCUAUUUUGGUGAUAAAAUUGGGCUUUACUUUUGCUGGCUAGGAUUCUACACUAAGAUGUUAUACGCACCCGCUAUUGUUGGAACUUUGUGCUUUUUAUACGGAUUAGCCAGUAUGGAAUCCGAUGAUAACAUUCCCAGCAAGGAGAUAUGUGAUACCAAUGGUCCAGGCAACACAACUUUAUGUCCGCUCUGCGAUAAGGCAUGUCAGUACCAAAGUCUGUCGGACUCUUGUCUUUUUGCCAAAAUUACCUACUUGUUUGACAACCCCGCUACUGUGUUCUUCGCAAUAUUUAUGUCUUUUUGGGCAACCACAUUCCUUGAACUUUGGAAACGAAAACAAUCAGUAUUACGUUGGGAGUGGGAUUUAGGUGGUGUUGAUCAUGAUGAAGAACCACGGCCUGAGUUUGAGGCUUCUGUCAAAACAUUUCGCACCAACCCUGUAACGCGAGAAAAAGAACCUUUUCUACCACCUUGGCAAAAAACUAUGCGAUACGUAGCAACAAGCUCUGCAGUUCUGUUUAUGAUUACUAUAGUGAUGGGUGCUGUUUUGGGCACCAUCAUUUAUCGCAUUUCCAUGGUGUCGGUUAUUUACGGCGGCACUGGAUUUUUCCUCAAAAAACACGCCAAAAUAUUUACCGCAAUGACAGCCGCAGUGAUAAACUUGAUUAUUAUUAUGUUUCUUACAAGGGUAUACUCAAAAGUAGCUGUGUAUUUAACGAACAUGGAAAAUCCUCGGACGCAAACGGAGUACGAAGACUCUUACACGUUUAAGAUAUUUUUCUUCGAAUUUAUGAAUUUUUAUUCAUCACUUAUCUAUAUUGCUUUUUUUAAGGGUCGUUUCUACGACUACCCGGGAGACGAUCAAGCGCGCGAGUCCGAAUUUCUUAAGCUUAAGGGUGACAUAUGUGAUCCAGCUGGCUGUCUAUCCGAGCUGUGCAUCCAGCUCGCAAUCAUCAUGGUCGGCAAACAGUGCUUGAACAAUAUUCUUGAGCUCGGAUAUCCAAAGUUUCAUAAUUGGUGGCGGCAAAGAUCACACCGCGCAGUUACACGCGACCCCAAUAAGCCCGACAUGGCAUGGGAGCAGGACUACCACUUACAAGAUCCCGGUCGACUUGCGCUCUUUGACGAAUACCUUGAAAUGAUUCUUCAAUACGGUUUCGUCACUUUAUUCGUAGCAGCAUUUCCCCUCGCACCGCUUUUCGCCCUUCUCAACAAUAUUGCAGAAAUUAGACUAGACGCUUACAAGAUGGUCACGCAAGCAAGACGACCGCUCGCCGAACGAGUAGAGGACAUUGGAGCCUGGUACGGCAUUUUAAGAGGAAUUACGUAUGCAGCAGUCGUUUCUAAUGCGUUCGUCAUUGCUUACACCAGCGAUUUUAUACCCCGAAUGGUCUACAAAUAUGUUUAUUCACCUGACUACACUCUAACUGGUUACAUUGAUCAUUCUCUAUCACUAUUCAACACGUCGGACUAUCGCGAAGACUGGGGUGCGGACGAAAAUGAGGUGGACCCGCCGACUUGCGCAUACCGCGGCUACCGAAACCCACCACAGCACCCCGAGCCUUACGGCUUGUCGCCACACUACUGGCACGUGUUCGCCGCGCGGCUCGCCUUCGUCGUGGUAUUCGAGCACGUGGUAUUUGGACUUACGGGCCUAAUGCAGCUAUUUAUUCCUGACGUACCAACGGAGCUUCGCACACAAAUGCAGAGAGAAGCGCUACUUGCUAAAGAAGCCAAAUAUGAACAUGGUCGGAGGCGUCUUUCGACAGAAUACAGGCAAAUAAUCAGUCAAAAAAGUGACAAUGAGGAAAAGGCAAGUGGAGCUUGGAUGCGUCGUACAUCACGUGCAUCCGAUGGACUCGAUGCUCAUGUCGCUGUUUCUCAAAGACCUUCGUCCCCGCGGAUUACACAUUGA